AUGGACGAAUCUAAAAGCCAUGCCGCCGCUCCUCGCGCAUCUACUCCUCCUCCCCGCUCAGAUCGCGGUCGCUUGGAGCCCAGACAGACCCUCGACAAUGGAUCCAAUCGUUCUCUUCGCAGCAACGCAAGGAAAAGCGACGCUACCCGUGCGAGCCCGUUUGAUGUCGACGCCGUCGACAACGCUUUGUUACGCGAGUUCCAACGACCACAGCGAGAGAGCACACCGGGGGCUAGUCCUCAUCGUAAGCGGCAGCGGAUAAACGGUGAUCGAUUCAUCCCGACUCGUUCCGGCCAAGACCUGCAAGCUAGCUUCAGUCUACUUCAUGAGGAUGGAUCACCUGCUACCCCUUCGAAACAAAAGAAGCGUACUCCUCACGGUGAACUUCACUUCCAAAAGACUGAGGAGGCAAACCGUACCUUCUCACACCUGCUUCGUGCCGAGCUCUUUGAGAACUCCGUACCCCAAGCAGCAACCCCAACUCUCUCCCCGAACCAAGCUCUCCCCACAACCUCUCACAUCCCCGCCAACGAUGGCACUCGGGCUCACACACCUCCCACUAAUGCCACCGCGCCUUCAUUGCCAUCUUCAUUAACGCCGUCAACACCUCAUAAGAAUCUCUUCUCAUACAUGUCACCACGCCAGCACAGCAACGUUGCUGGACAUCCGACUCCCUCGAAGACACCACAAAGCCGCCACGGCCCCAAUUUGGAUACUCGAGCUGAGAUAUACAGCCUAUCGCCAGUACGAUUUGGUAGCCAACAGAUGCUGCUCAGCCCCAGGCGCCAGCCAAGGGCUGUUAGCAAAGUGCCCUAUAAGGUCCUUGACGCCCCCGAACUGGCCGAUGAUUUCUAUUUGAACUUGGUGGAUUGGGGGAGUGCAAACAUUCUUGGUGUCGGCCUGGGUUCCAGUGUUUACAUGUGGAACGCGCAAACCAGUAAGGUAAACAAACUUUGCACGUUGGAGGACGACACCGUGACAAGCGUGUCAUGGAUACAAAAGGGCACACACCUUGCUAUAGGAACUGGCAAGGGUCUAGUGCAGAUCUGGGAUGCGGAAAAGGCACGAAGACUACGAACAAUGACUGGCCACACAGCGCGUGUGGGAUCCUUGGCUUGGAACACCCACAUUCUUACCUCUGGAUCGCGCGAUCGACUCAUCUAUCACCGCGACGUGCGAGCUCCCGACCAGUGGCUGAGGAAACUUGUUGGUCAUAAGCAAGAAGUUUGUGGCCUCAAGUGGAAUUGUGAGGACGGGCAGCUGGCGAGUGGCGGUAACGACAACAAGCUCAUGGUCUGGGAUAAGCUCUCAGAAACACCGCUUUGGAAGUUUUCGGACCAUACCGCAGCCGUCAAGGCUAUCUCAUGGUCUCCUCACCAGCGCGGCUUGCUCGCGUCUGGAGGUGGUACUGCUGAUCGCCGCAUCAUCUUUCACGACACCGUCAAGGGAUCUGUCAUCAACGAGAUUGACACAGGCAGCCAGGUCUGCAAUAUUGCUUGGUCAAAGAACUCCAACGAAAUUGUCUCGACUCACGGCUACAGCCAGAACCAGAUCGUUGUCUGGAAGUAUCCUUCCAUGACCCAGGUGGCCAGUCUGACAGGACACACCUAUCGAGUGCUGUACCUGGCUAUGAGCCCGGAUGGCCGAACGAUUGUGACUGGAGCUGGAGACGAGACUUUGAGAUUCUGGUCGACAUUUGGUCGGCGGCCAGGAACUCGAGAGGAUGGUGACAACGGAGGUCGACUUGCUGACUGGGCUGUUAUUCGAUGA
This is a messenger RNA of Fusarium vanettenii 77-13-4, 1770 nucleotides long. RefSeq lists its product as uncharacterized. The coding region runs from base 1 to 1770 and encodes 589 amino acids. The transcript has 3 exons. Gene Ontology annotation, molecular function: protein binding; anaphase-promoting complex binding; ubiquitin ligase activator activity. The record is from RefSeq and is a predicted model, not a curated record. NCBI's taxonomy places the organism in Eukaryota, Fungi, Ascomycota, Sordariomycetes, Hypocreales, Nectriaceae. Gene Ontology annotation, biological process: positive regulation of anaphase-promoting complex-dependent catabolic process; positive regulation of ubiquitin protein ligase activity; anaphase-promoting complex-dependent catabolic process. Gene Ontology annotation, cellular component: anaphase-promoting complex.